Molecule: messenger RNA, 1562 nt
Organism: Olea europaea var. sylvestris
Lineage: Eukaryota; Viridiplantae; Streptophyta; Magnoliopsida; Lamiales; Oleaceae
Product: probable glycerol-3-phosphate dehydrogenase [NAD(+)] 1, cytosolic
Exons: 3
Coding region: 731-1399 (222 amino acids)
Biological process (GO): glycerol-3-phosphate catabolic process
Cellular component (GO): cytosol
Molecular function (GO): NAD binding; oxidoreductase activity, acting on the CH-OH group of donors, NAD or NADP as acceptor
Source: RefSeq, a predicted model, not a curated record
UUUGGCAUCCUCCCGAAUUCAACUGCAUCAAUCAAUGCUCUCUUUCUCCCUCUCUAGCUUUCUGUCACUAUAUAGUUUAUAGUUGUACACGUACAGCUGAAUGAAUGUCGUACCUAAAGGGUCACGAAUUUGAAGUUUCUGUGACCCACAAAAAGAAAAAUUCUUUGUGAGCUCUUCUUCUAAUUUCACAAAGCAAAUGCAUGCAAUUCUCAUACUUUUCUGGGUUUUUCCCCAGUAAAUUUGUACUUGAAUCUUCCUGUAAAACAAGAAUGCAGACCCAAAUAUUUGGCAAAAUUUUAUGGGAUUCUGGAGUUUUGACUUUUGCUUUGUAGUAACCGACACGUUAAGGAAUUAAAAAGAGAAUGGAUUAAGGGAGAUUUCGAAUUCUGAGUGGAUAGAGAUCAAAAAAUUAGUUCAGAUUUAGGUAAAAUCUUCACUAAUAAAGGUUCUACUAUGUAGCUGCCCUAAGUAUCUGGGAAGUGGAAAUUUGAGGGUGCAUUGGUGAAAAAUUAGUUGUAUAUGAUUGAGAAAGCAACCUGAAAAAAAGUCGUAAAAGAAAUCUGCAGUUGGGAAAUUUUGAGCUUUUCCUUCUGCAGGGGGAGAAUAUAUAUAUAUAUACGAGCACGUGUAUGUAUAACAAGGUGGAGGAAUUUAAAUCUAGUUUAAGAACAGAAGUAAAGGCAAAGGGCGAGUUGUUUCAAGAGCCUGCUUUUUUGGGAAAUUUUUCGAGAUGGUUGGCAGUAUUAAGGUAAUGAGCAGUGAGUCAUAUUUGAAUGGAGCUAUACAGAACCACAAUGGUACAGAACAGAAGCUCGAUGAAUUUCGUCGAUUUUUAGGCAAGGCCGAUGGUGAUCUAUUGAAGAUUGUUGGAGUAGGAGCUGGUGCAUGGGGAAGUGUGUUUGCAGCUUUGCUUCAAGAUAGCUAUGGUCAAUUUCGAGAUAAGGUUCAGAUUAGAAUAUGGAGAAGGCCAGGACGAGCUGUUGGCAGAGCCACAGCAGAACAUUUAUUUGAAGUGAUCAAUUCCAGGGAAGAUGUAUUGAGAAGGUUGAUAAGGCGCUGUGCGUAUCUGAAGUAUGUUGAGGCACGAUUGGGUGAUCGUACGCUUUAUGCAGACGAGAUUUUGAAAGAUGGAUUCUGCCUGAACAUGAUUGAUACACCAUUAUGUCCUUUGAAGGUUGUAACUAAUUUGCAGGAGGCUGUUUGGGAUGCUGAUAUUGUAAUUAAUGGAUUGCCUUCGACUGAAACACGUGAAGUUUUUGAAGAGAUUAGCAAGUAUUGGAAAGAGAGAAUCGCCAUGCCAAUCAUCGUAUCAUUGGCAAAGGGCAUAGAAGCUGAACUGGACCCUGUUCCUCGUAUCAUUACUCCUACGCAGAUGAUUAACCGGGCAAGUAAGACUUAACUUUUCCUGUUUAGCUUAAUUUGUCAAUAAGUUAGCUUAUACAUAUUCUGAUAGCAAUUUGUACAGUUGCUCAUUUCAACUUCCAUGUCAGACUGCCUUCAUGAGAUACUUAAGAGUUUGUGAAUUGUCUGAAAACUUAAGAAAGUGGGAAAAAAAAAAAAAA